UUUUCCUUUUCGUGCGUAUUGUUUUUGUCAAAAAAGAUGGACGUAGAAAAUAGUGAUUCGUCAGUAUUAGGUAUUCCGAAAGUCAAGUUUCAUGAUGGAAAUGAGUUGGAAAGUGUUUUAAGAAGAAUUGAAAUGGGAAAUUUGAUGAAAAAAUUCAGCGCAAAAAAGACACGGAGCGAAGACUGUACAUUUCAAGUAAAUCUACUAACCCGCUGUAUGACUUGGAGUCGCCGAAAUGGAAUUGCUGAAGGAUCAGUCAACAUCAGAGAAAUAAAAGAAAUUCGGAAGGGAAAAGUUUCAAGAGAUUUUGAAAGACUGAUUGAUGAAUCUCGACACAUCGACCCCGAUAUGUGCUUUAUCAUACUCUAUGGUCAGGAUUUUACGUUAAAAUUGAUGUCAAUUGCAGCCAACAAUCCCGAAGAUGUUGAUGUCUGGAUUAAAGGGCUUUCUUAUCUUGUACAUAACUCAGUCACGGCUUCGUACUUCUCUCAACUCGGAUGGUGGCUCCGGAGAGAAUUCGAGCAAAUUAACCAACAGAAUUGUGUAACUCUACGGAUUGCCAAGGCUUGGUUACCAACCGUGAAUGCAAAAAAUUUGUCCACGCGGGCUUUGAAAGAAGUAUUUCAGGUUGCUGACAUAAAUGAGAGCGGAGAACUUUACUUUGAUCAAUUUAUCUUAUUUUAUAAUGAAAUAAUGUUAAAUGGUCAAAUGGAUAUCGCAUUAUUCUUACAAGAAUAUUCAUCGGACGGUUAUCAUUUCAAUGCACAAGAUUUUCAAAAAUUUCUCAUCAUCGAACAGAAGGACGAUUGGGCUCAAGAUAUCAAAAAUGUUGAAAAUUACAUGAGAUCAUAUUUCAGAUGUAAUCAACCUGAAGUUUGUGUGUCUAUUUCCGAGGCACUGAGUUAUCUCUUCAGCAAAGAAAAUUGUGUGUGGGAUUCCGCGAAAAUGAAGUUGAAAUCGGACACAUUGAAUCAACCUUUAUCUGAGUACUGGAUAUCCUCAUCUCAUAACACCUAUCUGACUGGUGAUCAAUUUAGCAGCGAAUCCUCGUGUGAAGCAUAUGCAAGAUGUCUUAGAAUGGGAUGCAGAUGUAUAGAACUGGAUUGUUGGGACGGUCCAGAUGGAAUGCCAUGUAUUUUUCACGGACACACUUUGACGUCAAAGAUAAAGUUUAUAGAUGUUUUAAAAACUAUCAAAGAACACGCAUUUGUAGUAUCUGACCUACCAGUCAUAUUGUCAAUUGAAAACCACUGCAAACUUCCUCAACAGCGACAUAUGGCAACAAUGUUUGUUGAUGUGUUUGGAGAUAUGAUGGUAACACAGCGUUUAAAGCCGGAAGAAACGACGCUACCAACUCCAAAUCAGUUGAAAGGCAAAAUAAUUAUUAAGCACAAGAAACUUACUGAUGAUAAUAGGUUGAGCGAAGUUUGGCGAAGUGACAGUGAUGCAGGAAACGAAAGCAUGGAUAUAAGCAACUCUCAAAAGAAUGGGUUACUUUACAUGGAGGACAAAGCUACCAAGGAAUGGAUAUUACAUUAUUUUGUUUUGGUUGAAAACAAAUUGGUUUAUGGCGAAAGACCAAACUUCGGUUUUGACGAUACCAUUGAAAACCUAGAGUCUAACAACCAUGGGAACGAUUCGUCCAAAAAUUUGACUUCUGCAAUUUCUGAACUCCACUAUUCUGAAAAUUGGUAUCAUGGAUCCAAAGAUCGAAGCUCAAUUGAGAGGCUGCUGCGAGAAUAUGCUGGUCCUGACGGCAGUUUUGUAGUUCGAGAUAGUUCAACCUUCAUUGGAAAUUACACUCUUUCAUUUUGGUUCAAGGGAAGAGUUCAUCACUGUCGAAUUCAUUCCCAACAACUGGUCGGAGGUUUGAUAGAAUAUUAUCUCGUAUCAGAAAACCAUUUCGACAGCCUUUAUAGUCUUAUAUGUCAUUAUCUUCACGAGCCUCUAAAAAACGAAUCGAUUGGAUUCGAAUUGCUUCUUACUGAUGCAGUACCACAGACAAAUGCCCAUAUCAGCAAAGGAUGGUACUACGAACACCUUGAUCGUUCCACCGCAGAAACUAUUUUGAUGCGCAUGGAUAAGGAUGAUGUAUUUCUUGUUCGAAAAAGUGGUAAACGUGAACUCAACACAGUCGGUUACACCAUAUCUUUCAGAGCAAAGGGAAAUGUUAAACAUUGCAAAGUUGACGUGGAUGGAAGAUUGUACAGAAUCGGGAAUGGAAAUUUCGAAACUUUGUGUGACAUCGUCAUAUUUUACGGAAAGAACUCGCUUUAUAAAAACACGAAGUUGAGAUAUCCUGUCACGAGGGAAAUCAUCGAAAGUUUACAAGAUGCAGAGCUAUAUGAGCAAAAAAACGGAAAUUUGGUCUAUGUUCAGGCAAAUCCAUUCACGGUAACUGUGAAAUCACUUUUCGAUUAUCAUGCCGAUCGUGAAGAUGAACUUUCAUUUUGUAAACAUGCCAUAAUUUCGAACGUAGUAAAGGACGAUGGGGGAUGGUGGCGCGGAGACUAUGGUGGAAAAAAAGGAGCUUGGUUUCCCAGUAAUUUCGUUGAGGAAAUCCUAUCACAAGAAACGGCAAACGAAUCAGAAAAUGUUGUGAAUUUGCUCGGAGAGUUGCAAAAAGGAUGGAUUGAUCUUGCCAGGGCGACAGUUGAAAAUGUACCAGCUGGAAAAGAAAUGCGGAGAUUUCAUUUUCGUUUGAAAUGCGCGGGACAUUUGUCUGAUUACGAUCUCGCUGCGGAAACUAACGAAGACAUGCUAUCCUGGAUUUACUAUGUAAAAGAGGCAAUUGAGAAAAACGAUAGCCAGACAAAGAAAAAGAAAGACAUUGAGAUACACAAAAGAAUCGCAGUUGAAAUAUCCGAUCUUGUUAUCUAUUGCCAACCAGUUGCUUUUAAAGAAGAGAGAUUCACUAAACAGAAUGGUUCCCCAUACGAAAUGUCAUCUUUUCCCGAGAACAAGGCAGAAAGACUUGCAUGCCGGGAGAAAGCUCAUCAAUUCAUUUCAUACAAUCAACGGCAACUUUCAAGAAUAUAUCCAAAAGGAGCUCGAGUCGAUUCGUCUAAUUAUAAUCCGAUUCCAAUGUGGAACUGUGGAUGUCAGCUUGUUGCGUUAAACUUUCAAACUCCCGAUAAAUCAAUGCAGUUAAAUCAAGCGAGAUUUUCUGAAAACGGCCAAUGUGGAUUUGUUCUCAAACCAUUAAUAUUUUCUGACUCAAAUUACAAUCCGUAUCUGAAAAAACAUCUUCUUGACGUUGAUCCACUGGUAAUUAACGUACAAAUUAUUGCAGGACGACAUUUGCCAAAGUCUGGGCGAGGUAUAUCUUGUCCAUUUGUUGAAGUCGAAAUAUUAGGAUGUGAAUACGACUGUCAGAAAUUUAAAACAGCAAAACAAGAUGAAAAUGGGUUAAAUCCGGUAUUUCAAGAAUCAUUCGAGUUUGCAAUUCACUGCCCAGUGCAGUCUUUAAUACGGUUUGCAGUUUUUGAUCAAGAUAUGUUUGGAGAUCCCAAUCUUAUAGCUCAGUGUACCUUGCCAGUGCGUUGUCUAAGAACAGGAUUUAGAUCGGUGCCAUUAAAAAACCUUUUCAGUGAAGAAUUAGAAUUGGCGUCGUUAUUGGUUCACAUUGCAAUAAGAAAUUUGAAGAAAGAAGAUGAAGAGUUAUACAAUACUGUUGGGGAAUUGCGUGAAGCAAGUAAAGAGCUACAGCAAAGUCUUUCGGCACUUGACCCAAGCAGUGAAGAUUUUCAAAUACUGAACAAACAACUUUGUGAAAUACAGAAACGUAUUUUUUCAGCAACCGAGCAAAUGAAAGAAAGAAACAUUGAACAGUUUCGUUCUCAUCGUUCUAAUCCGAAAGUUUAAAAUACAACACGGUAACGAUAUGAACCUUCACUGAAGUCGCCAGUUGAUGAUCAAGUUUGCGACUGUUUUUCGAUGUUGCAAUUUUCAAAACUCGUAUUUAGAGUAUGACAAAUGACAUUUGAACAUAGUCUACUCAAGUUUUGCCAUUUUCUUUUUCAUUCACGCGCAGUACUCACUCAGGAGUAAGGGAGCAAGGUAUGGGAUAUGAAUGAAGUGCCAAGAUUUAUUGAAAAUAUAUAUUAAUUAUAUCAGUUCAUGACACGAGACUUGAAAACUGU
Molecule: messenger RNA, 4142 nt
Organism: Styela clava
Lineage: Eukaryota; Metazoa; Chordata; Ascidiacea; Stolidobranchia; Styelidae
Product: 1-phosphatidylinositol 4,5-bisphosphate phosphodiesterase gamma-1-like
Biological process (GO): positive regulation of epithelial cell migration; release of sequestered calcium ion into cytosol; phosphatidylinositol-mediated signaling
Cellular component (GO): ruffle membrane
Molecular function (GO): protein binding; phosphatidylinositol-4,5-bisphosphate phospholipase C activity; calcium ion binding
Source: RefSeq, a predicted model, not a curated record